Messenger RNA from Cryptosporidium ubiquitum, 441 nucleotides. Its product is annotated as 60s ribosomal protein L40. The transcript has 2 exons. Gene Ontology annotation, cellular component: ribosome; cytoplasm; nucleus. Gene Ontology annotation, biological process: protein ubiquitination; translation; modification-dependent protein catabolic process. Bases 1 to 441 code for a protein of 146 amino acids. Gene Ontology annotation, molecular function: structural constituent of ribosome; ubiquitin protein ligase binding; protein tag activity. NCBI's taxonomy places the organism in Eukaryota, Apicomplexa, Conoidasida, Eucoccidiorida, Cryptosporidiidae. The record is from RefSeq and is a predicted model, not a curated record.
AUGCAGAUUUUUGUAAAAACUUUAACUGGGAAGACCAUCACAUUGGAAGUUGAACCUUCAGACACUAUUGAGAAUGUAAAAGCAAAGAUUCAAGACAAAGAAGGUAUCCCACCUGAUCAACAGCGUCUGAUCUUUGCUGGAAAACAAUUGGAAGACGGUAGGACUCUAUCUGAUUACAAUAUUCAAAAGGAGUCUACUUUGCACUUGGUAUUGAGACUAAGAGGUGGUGUUAUUGAACCUUCCUUAGCCAACUUGGCCCGUCAAUACAACUGUGAAAAGAUGAUUUGCAGAAAGUGCUAUGCAAGAUUGCCACUAAGAGCAACAAACUGCCGUAAGCCAAAGUUUUCAUGCCUACUAUUAUCCAGUGUUUGGAUUAAGGUUGUCACUAAACAAAAAGCCUUACGUCAGUUUUCAUUUUUGAAAAUUGUACUUAAUUCUUGA